This is a messenger RNA of Daktulosphaira vitifoliae (grape phylloxera), 1714 nucleotides long. Its product is annotated as tether containing UBX domain for GLUT4-like. The record is from RefSeq and is a predicted model, not a curated record. Lineage: Eukaryota; Metazoa; Arthropoda; Insecta; Hemiptera; Phylloxeridae. The coding region runs from base 153 to 1184 and encodes 343 amino acids. The transcript has 8 exons.
GCAUUAUCACAAAGAAUCAGGUGACUUUAAUGAGUAUUAAUUAGUAUAAACGAGUAUUUGAUUUAAAUAUUGUUCGUAUUAAAUUUAAAGAUUAAGAGAUUAAAAGAAAUUAAUUUAGAGGUAUACUAUUUAAUUGUCGUUUUGUUUUUGAUAUGACUACGAAUCUGGUAGUUAGUGGAAAUAAUGGUAUGAGAAUUCACGUUAAAGUCAAUCCUAAUAUGUCAGUUCUCAAUGUACUGGAAUUAGCAUGUACUAAAAUGAAAGUUGAUUACAAUAAUUAUGAUUUAAAGUAUCACAACAAAAUAUUAGAUUCUACUAAUAUCUUAAGGUUUUCUAAUAUUGCUAAUAAUGCUAUAUUAGAACUAGUACCUACUACAAAAUCUAAACUAAAAAGCAUUGUUGUUAUAUGGCUUCAGUUAGAAGAUGGUUUGAGAUUAUCUGGAGAAUUCACACCAGACCAAAAUUUAUGGGAAGUUGUUCAGUCAAUAUUGAAAGAUAAAGUAAUUAAUUAUGAGAGUCCUACUAUAAUUUAUACUAGAAUAGAAAUUAUUGAUAAAGAUAAACUACAAAAUAAAACACUUAAAGAUUUGAGUCUUAUAAAUGGAAAAGCUUUAUUGGGAUUUCUUAACAAAAAAGAAUUAGUAGAACAAGCUCAUGUUUAUGUUCCUGCAGAGAGGAAACCAAAAGUUGAAGAAAAAAUACAAUUGAAAAAUCUGUUGUUGAUAAUACGUGUAAAAAAUGAAGAGGCUAUUAUCAGACUAAGUAAUGAAGAUCUUAAUAAUUUUAAAGCAUCUAUUAAAUAUUUGGAUGAAAGAGAAACUCUACUAUUUAAUAUUAUGGAUGGAAUUUCUAUAAUUUAUAAAGAUGAAGAAGAUGAUUUUUUUGAACCAACUAUAAGAGAUGUAACUCUAGUUUUCCGAGAUAUAAAAAACUACAGAUCUCAACUAGAUGAUGGACAAUUAUCUACAAAUGCAAUGAAAGAAUUAGAAAAAACUCAAAAUAAAUUAAAUAUAUUACACAAGUACAAAAAAUGUAUUGUAAAAAUACAUUUUCCUGAUCGAUUAGUGCUGCAAAGUGUAUUUAAGCCUACAGAAAGUAUUGGAGAUGUUACUAACUUUAUCAGAAAAUAUUUGAUAAAUAUUACGUUAUCUCUUAAAUGUCGAGAGGGGAUUGUACCUCUUUAGACCACGUAGUGCAUGAAAUUUCCUCCAAACUUAAACUGUUGUCUUUCAUACCAUAAGAAAUUUUUCUUCGAACGUCUUUAUAUUUGAUAGUAGUUUUAGUUUUAGUUAUUAAUGAGGUGGACAUAAUUCCCAUACACUCAGAUCUGUUGGUCCAUUGUGCACACAUACCGAAUUGUCUUGAUUCGGUUUGCACAACUAAGUGUUAUUACAUUAUAUCUAUCUUUAUAUUAUGGCUCACUCUCUGUAGAUGAUCGAAGAGUCCUGUCUUUCUGGCCAAAUUAAGUAUUUUUCUAGGUCUUAGGUUUUUAAUAUCUUCUUUUUCAGGAAAAGGUUUACUCAAGUAGUUUGAUCUUAGUGUGGACAAGUCUUCACAUUCGCAGAUAAUGUGAAAAAAGUCUUACUCUUCUACUUCACACUUUCUGCACAAGGGCGAUUCAAUAGAUAGUGUUUAUUUUUUAGAAAGAAUGUUUGGAAUAUUCUUAUUUCCUUACUUAUAUCACAAUUAAAAGUUAUAUAAGUAGAACAUAAAA